AUGACGUGGGCGACGUCGCACGUGGUCUUCGCGCUUCCUUGGGCGCUCGCGUCGUUCGUCGACGACGCGCGCGACGUCCCGCACGACACCCCGGUGUUCUGGCUGGACGCGUGCGAAUCGUUCCGCAGGCACUGGAGCGUGUUUCACGCGUCUCUGUUUCAGUUUUUUUACGCCUCCGUGUUCCAGCCGCUCGGCGGCGGGCACCUCGCGGUCGUCGCCGUCGUGGCGUUCUCGACGUCUUUCCACGGGUUCCAGACGCACUGGUUGAUUUGGGGGCUCGUGAACGGGCUCGGGCUGAGCGCGGAGCGCGUCGUCGACGCGCGGGGGGAGACCCGGCGUCGGACCCCCCGGGAGGGGACGUUCGGGUUCGCGCGGGAGGCGGUCUCGAAGGCGGCGCGGCGGACGGUGGCGAUCUACUCCGCGGUGCUGACGACGUGCGGCCGCGGGUUCGACGCGCGCGCGCACGCGUCGGUCUUUGGCGCGUUCUUCGCGUGCUCGUGCGCGUGGGAGGCGACGCGGCGCGGCGACGCGGGGUAG
This is a messenger RNA of Micromonas pusilla CCMP1545, 537 nucleotides long. RefSeq lists its product as uncharacterized. The record is from RefSeq and is a predicted model, not a curated record. Lineage: Eukaryota; Viridiplantae; Chlorophyta; Mamiellophyceae; Mamiellales; Mamiellaceae. Gene Ontology annotation, cellular component: endoplasmic reticulum. The transcript has a single exon. Gene Ontology annotation, molecular function: acyltransferase activity. Bases 1 to 537 code for a protein of 178 amino acids.